CAUUUCUUAUUUUCCCCACCCCUCUCUGCCUCUCUACACCCAGCUCGCUUUGAAGGGAGGAAAUCUGCAGUUUUGCACAAGCACCAGCAGAUGCAGGCUGGGGAUGAAGUGAUUCACUGUUUGGAGAGACAGAGAAAGAGAGUGAGAGAGAGAGAGAGAGAGAGAGAGAGAGGGAGAGAGAGAGGUUGAGGAGUUUUACACCUCUGCACCGUUUCCUUUCUCAUCAGUUUUUCUGUUGUCAGCGUCUUGAUCUGAUUUGUGUCGUCUGUUCUCCUCCUCUCUGUCUCUCUAUCCGUCUUCUCCCUUCACUUGUUGUUCAGUUGUUACUGUGAUGGAUCUCAGGACUGUUAUGAUCAUCUCGACUUUUUUACUUACUGCUGAAUCCACAGAAACAUCAUCGAAGCCAGACCUCAAUGUGACCGCCAUCCCUACUCAGACCAACAGCACCAACAAAAACUGUUUGUGCCUUGCUGAUGUUCCAGCAACCACUUCUGCCCCCAUCGUCAACACCAGUAGCCCUGCACCCACCCUGGGCCUCCUCACAGUCACAUGGACGAAAGGAUGUGAAGGAGAUGUUCGUCUGAACAUCUACAGUCCCUCCAGAUCCUCCACACCUGUGUGUCACACCGACAACAAAAAUGUGUGGAAUUUUCUGGGAAAUGUGUGUCAGACCAAGACAGGUUGUGAAGGCCCGCCAAAUUGGAGGAAAGGCAGAAGAACAGAGAACAGUUUUCACAUCGGGGAGAGUGGAGCAGAGAUGAAGAGCAGCUGUUUGACGCUGAGGGUCGAAUGCACAGUCCGUCCAGAUACACAGGGGCAGCUGCAGGCCUACAAAGUGGUGACAGCUUUACUCUGCUGUGUACUGCUGAUCCUGUUACUGAUUCGCUUCACCAGACCCACCGUCAAAGUCCUGCAGAAGAGAUUAUCAGACAGAAGGCAGAAUCGAUGGAUUGGACCCACACAGAGUCACAGUGUGUCGUAUCAUCGAGGAAAAGCUGCAGUAAAAAACAACGACAGAGAGACAAGACUGUCCUACCCUGCAGCUCUGGAACGACUGGCAGUGAGUGACAGCAGAGAGCCUUCAUCCAACCGGAACAGUGAUUACAACUUCUGACAUGCCUCUUCAUCCUCAUCCUCAUCCUCACCAUCAUCUAUACAUGCGUUAACAUUAUGUUUACAAUCAUUUGUGAUCUUUUCUAGAUUGUAUCUUUGUGCACAAAUACAUCUUCAGUUUGUUGCUUACCAAGACAUUAUUCAUGAUUAUGGAAAAGUGAUCAUUCAUCUUUUGAUACACCUGCAUCUGCCACAACACAUACUGAAAAUUCAGUCAAACCAAUAUGUAUUAUUUAUAGCCAUGUAAAUAGUGGAAAGUAUUGUAUCAAUUGAGCUCUUGUUUUAUAAAUGAACAUUGAAAAUGACACCAUAACCUUAACUAAUUCUACCCCUUAUGAGACCCCUUGUGUUAAAAUAUGAUAUUUUAAUGGAACAUUACACUGUUUUGGGAAACACACUGUUUAACCAUUCCUGUACAUUGUGUUGUUAAAUUCCAUUCUCAGCAGUUAGCAUUGGAGCUAUGUCUUAAAUAAGAACCACAGGGGGCAAUGACUCUAUGUGGCAUCCAGCAAAUCCGAUUGAUGGUUGCUGCCAUUUUGGAGCUUCGCUCAGUGACUCUCAUAUGGUGAUUUGUUUGCUAACAAGCACCCACAUGUCAAUAAUACAGCUUUGGAGUUGGUAGAAGGUGUAUAUAUAUAUAUAAUUUUUUUUAUUUUUUUUUACGUUAGCUAAGCUUACAGUAUUCUCAUGGUUCAGAACUGCUCUAUUUGGAAAGCAUCAUGAGAUACCUUUUGUUGUGAUUUAGCACUGCAUAUAUAAAUUAAAUUGAACUGAAUUGCUUAGUGAGGCUAAACACAUUCAGGACCUACAAUGCUAGAUAAACAGCAAUAAAGCUGAGAAACUCACAAAUGAUGACAGCAAGAGUAGUUUCCAAAAUUUUGGAAUGUUCCUUUUAUAAAACAAUAAAAUCACGAAAACUUUAGUUUAUUCGAUUUCAUCUGAAUCACCGAAUUAUAAUAAUAGUAAUAUAACAAAUUUUAUUUUUUUUUGUUUGUGACUUCUGAUGAGCAUUGCAAACUGUUUAUAUUCAAUAAAAAUGAUCUAAGUUGUA
Scatophagus argus is the source of this 2164-nucleotide messenger RNA. RefSeq lists its product as uncharacterized. The transcript has 6 exons. The coding region runs from base 332 to 1114 and encodes 260 amino acids. Lineage: Eukaryota; Metazoa; Chordata; Actinopteri; Scatophagidae. The record is from RefSeq and is a predicted model, not a curated record.